AUGGCAUCGACAUCUAAGGGAGGGGAUACGAGUGGUGGGUUAGCCGAGGACAUGACGCGCAGGAUGAAGAGCUUCUCUUUAUCUGGAAAGGAGAGUAACUUUGUGGAUCUAGGAAACGAAGAUGUUAAAGAAUGUGCGGAGGAGUGUAGUAGGAGUUUGGUGGGAAUAGUGAUCGGAAAUAGAAGAGUAGCCUUGUCUGGAGUCCGUCGAGCCAUGACGGCAAUUUGGAGAAUCCAGCAGCCAAUGGAGGUGAGAGAGAUUAGUUCAAACUUCUUUCAAUUCAUCUUUGAAGACGAGGAAGAUAUGAGGAAAGUUAAGGCAGGUAAUAAUUGGAUCUUUGAGAAUCAAUACCUGGUGUUGCAAGAGUGGAGGAAGGGGAUUUCUCAAAAUGACCCUUGUUUUCAUGAAGUCAAAUUAUGGGUUCAAGUUUUCAACGUCCCUCUGGAAUGGCAGAGCCCGGAGGUGGGGAUCAAGGUGGGCAGUGUUUUCAAUAACGUUUUUAAUGUGAGUGUUAUCAAUGCGAAUGGCAAUGGAGGACGAGCACUCAGAAUCUUGGUAGGUGUGGACAUAGAGGAACCAUUGCCUAGAUGCUCGGCCAUACGGCUAGGAGACCAAGCUACUAUGGUGACUUUCAAAUACGAGAGGUUGGUGAACUUAUGUUACUACUGUGGGCAUAUUGGACAUCUUGACAGGGAUUGUGCCAUCAAAUUGGGGGAUGUAGAGAAAAGGGCUUUGAAAAUGGGACAAUUCGGAGAAUGGAUGAAGAUUAGUGAAUAUAGAGGGGGCAACUUCUCAGGAAAUCGGAGCAGAUCAACAGAGCAGGAUCAGGAUACUAGUGCAGAUAUUCCUCUUAGCCCAGAAAAGCCACAAGAAUCAAUACUCAGAAUUGCAUACAAAGGUAGUGAUGCUCACACUUCAUUACCAAUUGAGAAUAAGCUGAGGCAGAUGCAAAAACCACUGAGCAUGGUGGAGUCAAGUUCUUCCAAACAAAAGCCUAUUCAAUCAAGCCCCCUUAAAGAAGACACCACACCAGGAAAACCAAAUCAGGAGAAGGGGUCUGAGGAUGUUUCUAAAAAAGAUGAAGCUAUAGUCCAGGUAGGAGAGAUGGAGGUGGAAGCGGGGGAAACUCAUACUCAUGAUUUUAACUCAGGGGAUCUUUUUGAAGUUCAGAUUUAUGGGGAAGCUCAAACCAUUGUAAGGCCCAAGACCUGGAAGAGGUUGGAGAUUAAAGAGAAUAAGUUGAAGGGGAAAAAGAUUGGAACACAUGUUCUAGUGGAAAAGGGCAAAAAAAGGGGAAGGAACAAAUUGUCUUCUCAGUCUAUUGAUGAAGAACAGAUGCAAAUCCUCGACAACCAAGCAAUCCGCAUGAGGCUCCUCAGUUUUUUUACGGCGGCUUCCGACAGGCGAGGAGAAAACACUGAAAUUUUCAGCGUGAGGAUGCAAUUUGGCCAACCUAUGGUCGAUGUAGAUUGGAAUCCAAAGCGACCAAAACACAGGCCAGAGCGACUACACGAGGCGGUUCGCGGCCAGGCUCCAGCUAGAAGAGUUGUUGGCCGAACUCGAGGAAUGGUGAGCAGUUGGACGCAAUGGAAUCGAUUUUCCCAUGAAGGAUGCCUGAGCGAACUAAACAGGACAUGGCAGUUGAUGCUCUCUGACGUGAGCCGGCGCGGCUUAUGUUUGUGCGAGGAUUCUGGUCGUCGGGCAUUACAGACGGAUGGUCUUCUUCUUAGGGCUGCGCGUCUGCUAAACACGGACUGGGCUGAACGCAUGUCGUGUUGGUCUCAGAUUCUUGCCGGAGAAGACAACGAUGUGGAUGAAGUAUCAUCGACCUGCUGCUGCGCGACUUCAUGA
Molecule: messenger RNA, 1851 nt
Organism: Striga hermonthica
Lineage: Eukaryota; Viridiplantae; Streptophyta; Magnoliopsida; Lamiales; Orobanchaceae
Source: the annotation of a GenBank genome assembly